CUACACUGCCACGGAUAUCGGCAGUGAGCGACUUCUGAUUAGAAGCGCUCGCGCACUUCGUUUUGUGCUUUGGCCUCGGCUGCAGGUGCUGCUGUGUACUAUCUGUACAGCGUUAAACACCCGACUAAUAACGAACGCAUACACCGUGCCGAAGAUCCCUAUACCACCAUAGCCAAUAGCUGCACAAUCGAAAGCGCCGCGCUUGUUGACCUUUUCAACGCCUGCUCGUUUCUCAUAAUCAUAAUUCAUCAUUGGUGAACAUACAGCCACACAAAACACCAUAGCAGCUCGCUAAUUGUCACGCGGUGACUGCAACGAGCUUGUUGCUGCUUUUUCUUCGCUUCCCGUUUUUUCUGACGGGGAUCCAAUUCGGCGCAGCACAGCCCCGGCGUGCGGCUGUGUUAACCGCUACCUGAUUAACGCGCCGCCAUGAGCCAACAGAGUGGAAGUAGCGGGAGUAGCGGUAGCGGUAGCGCCGGUAGUGCCGGUAGCAGUGGAACCGGUGUGGUGUCCCGGCGGAGGAUUGUUAUGAGCCAGAGCCAGAAUGCUCUCAAUAAGCUCACUGCCACGGAAGAUAUCGAUGUCGAUGAUACUGAAGUCUGGCACGAUACGGAUACGCUCUUUACCGAUCAUCUGAACGAAGUGUUGGAUAAAUGGGAUAACAUUGACGAUGAGAUCUGGGGCAAGGUCAUCUGUAUGGAGCGGAACCGGCGUGUUGGUAAAGCGUAUUCCAGAGUGCCCAUUCUCACGGUUAAUGGGUCAGCGAAAGGCUUCGACGGGUAUCGCAUCGGACUCAACGGAUUCGAUAAUGCUAAGCGCCAUAAAGAGACGCUGGAAAUUCAGAAGAAAAUUGGAGAGGGUAUCAAACUGAAGAUGGACGAAGAAGGAAAUAUUCAUAUAAAAAAGGUCACAGAUACUCCCAUGUACGUUCGGGGCACAGGGAACACGCUGACAGCUGAUUGUUGUUUGUCCGUGGAUCUGCUGAAACAUCACGGUCAGCUGGAGCCCAACAAAGCUGCCAAGAUUUUCGACAUGAAGCGCUUUACAACCAAUAUUUCUAAUGCCAUGAAGAAGCCCUUUAUCGACCGGAAGAAGUUGGAAAUGCAGUGUGUUGUUAAUAUUCAUUUCGGUGAUGUCCAGAAGUCUCACCUGGAAUCGCCCUGCUGGAUUUUGCUAUUGAACAUUGUCGCCAUGGACAUGCUUCGCAGUCAGAUGCCGGAACUUUAUGCUGAGACCCAUUCAGCGCAAGUGCACGUAAGAACGCCGGUCACAAUGGAGAAUGUCAGUGCGACGCGCUAUAUUUCCACACCACGCGACGAACAUUAUCCGCGUCUCGCACGCGGACAACGGAACAACAAUGUCACCGCCAGCACCAUGGAUUUGUCGCUGGGAUCGGUGCAAGAUUACGGGACGACUGGGUACGCCAAAUCAGUAAAAUCUGGGCAGAACAUGGCACUGCCCAAGAACUACGCCGGGGCAUACCACGCCCAUUACCCUCACUUGCAACUGCCCACUGAAUAUGCUCAAUUUGUACAACGCCAGCCACUACAAAACUAUUCUCAUCUUCCGCACUUUCGGAAGCAGUUUCCCGCAGAUGGAGACUACAAGCGCUGGUCAUCCUUCGCAAAUCUCCAGGCCAUUCCCGGUCAGGGCCCCUCCAACUGGGAAUAAAACUGCCAUAUCUACGUACCAUGAUACUUACAGUAGUAUAUUUCUGUAACUUUCCCGAUCGACUGUAACUGUUCAUUCGGCAUUACACAGGCAUUGUUUUAAACCUUAUUUAUGCGGGCGUUUUCAUGUACAACAUAUUAUAUACCGAACUGACAAUUGAUUUUGUUUAGCGCGCUUAUUGGCUUGACUAUAGUGCUCGGUUGGGUCUUUUUAGAUUGCCUUCUUGCAGUUGGUGAAUUAUCUUGAUGUUUUUAUAGCUGUUUCCUUCAUAGAGCGCUGGAUCUGUAUAAGUAACUGGAAGAACCGCUUUCAUCUAGCCAAUAAAAAUGUCAUU
Paramacrobiotus metropolitanus is the source of this 2005-nucleotide messenger RNA. RefSeq lists its product as uncharacterized. The transcript is spliced from 8 exons. Lineage: Eukaryota; Metazoa; Tardigrada; Eutardigrada; Parachela; Macrobiotidae. Gene Ontology annotation, biological process: regulation of DNA-templated transcription. Gene Ontology annotation, molecular function: protein binding. Bases 430 to 1671 code for a protein of 413 amino acids. The record is from RefSeq and is a predicted model, not a curated record.